AUGUCAAAGUCUAGAUCAAAAAGUACAAUUGAAUAGAGAAUCAAAGAAGUCAGAAUGUAAAAAUCUAGAAAUUAUUCUCAUGUUGAAGGAACAUGUGUAUGCUCUGAUUGUUUAUGUGGUUAAUGCAAAUGCUAAGUAUAGUAACAACAUUAUGAUUAUCCAAAACUUUUACUAUCAAAUUAUAAAAGAGAAUAUCCAUGGAAAUAUUCAUCACCUCCUAAACCAGUUUAAAAAGUUGAAUAUUAGUCAAAUUUUGAAUAAGUUUGUAGAUCAUCUACUUACUAAAGAAAUUUUCAAUAAUUCAACAUUUAGAAAACUGAAAAUUUCAAACCAUCACCUUAAGAUUGGAGAAAUGAGUCACCAAUUGUUGAAAUGACAUCUUAUAGAACAAAUUUCAAAUAACAACCUAAUAGUAUAAUAUUAAAGUUACAUUAGAUAUCACACCAAUCUUAAGGCCAAUUGAAGUUGAUCAUUCUGUAAAUUUACCUAUGUCUUAGAAAACUACUUAUAAGAAUCACUUUAGAGCCUGUAGUUCUUAAUUAGAAAAUGAUCAUUAUGUUAGAGAAGCUCAUUAUAAAAGACACACAAAUUAAACUCCAAAUCCAUAUUUAAAAACAUCAUAUCAACAUUUUUAUAAUGUAGUUUCAUAAUCACAAACAAAUGCAAUUUUACCAUAAUAAAAUUAACCAUUUAUGCCAGCUUUAUCUGGAUCAUAGAACAGAUAAAGUAGAUAUCAAUCAGAUUAUAAGAGAAAAUAAAAACUUAAAUGUUAAGCAAGAUAAUAUUUAGAAGAGUACAUUAUUAUUAAUUAAGAUUGA
Molecule: messenger RNA, 818 nt
Organism: Paramecium pentaurelia
Lineage: Eukaryota; Ciliophora; Oligohymenophorea; Peniculida; Parameciidae
Source: the annotation of a GenBank genome assembly